AUGGAUCCGGUCAACUUCGAUAUAAAUGAGGCGCUCAUGCACUACAUGAGUGACCCGGCAAGUAUCGCUACUCCCGAAGCCGACGGCGCCUUAGUCGAUUGCGAGUCCGAUCCCGAAUCGCUAUCCAACAUCUCGCUUCUUAACUCGGUCUUGAACCCUAUCGUCGAUGCUGUCGCCGGAAAUCCCGACGCUAUCAUGCGCAGCGCUUAUUUUGACUCGCUGCAAUUCCUUCUCAAGUGUGCACCCACUUCCAUUGCUCCCCCUGAUAAUCUCCAGUCUUCACAGUCUUCCGUCUCGAGAUCGCGAGAACCUAUUUCUAAGCUUUUCCUGCAAUCCAGAUAUACGCAAUUCCUGCCCACUCACGCCCUAAGCAAGAUAUUCGACCUUAUUAUGAGCGGCCUAGCAGCCGAAGCUGAUACUAUCAACCACGACCUCGAAAAUCCCGACGAGCAGGAGAUAAUCGCCCAUCACAAAUCUCUACUCGAAAUAUACGGCUUCCUAUUACAAUGGACGAUCGCCUGCGUCGAGACGAAAGCCGCCGAAAAGUCUUCUACAGCCCCCGUAUCGCGCGCCAGAGGUAAAGGCGCCAAGUCCAAGACUACGAACAAAGAUAAGGACGGCACUUGGGAUAGCGUAGCCCAGCUUCAGUCGGCAUUGGAUGUUAUGUCCAAAGUUCUUAAGUUGAAACUGGGCAAGAUAUUCCUAACGACUAGCGAGCGCGAUAACUUCAUAGGCCUUCUCACUAGGCCCGUCUAUCUGGUCUUAGAGAGCGAGCAGAGAGUCAAGAAUACAGCCAUAAAAAUGCAUGCCUUCAAGGUUCUUUGCAUUGCCGUAAAACAUCACGGCCACGGCUACGCGGCGCAAAUAUCCAUCGUCCAGAAUCUAACGUACUUCGAACAUCUAUCCGAGCCGAUGGCCGAGUUUCUACAUAUAUUAGCUGAACAAUACGACUACCCGCAGUUGGCUGAUGAGAUCCUAAGAGAAAUCAGCAAUAAAGAAUUUAAUACCAAUGAUACAAAGGGUCCGAAGUCGGUUUCCUCGUUCAUUGUCAAGCUCUCCGAGCUUAUUCCCCGCCUAGUGAUCAAACAGAUGACGAUGCUAGCUAAACAAUUAGACAGCGAGUCGUAUACCCUGCGAUGCUCGCUGAUCGAGGUUUGCGGUAACAUGAUCGCACAUCUAACUACGCAGGAAGAGCGUAGCGAGAAUCACAAAUCUCAGAUCAAUGCUUUCUUCGACGUGUUGGAGGAGCGUUUCCUAGAUAUCAAUCCCUACUGCAGGUGCAGAGCUAUGCAAGUCUAUACGAGGCUCUGCGAACUUGAACAGAAGUUCCCUAAGCGUAGGCAAAAGGCCGCCGAACUUGCCUGCAGAAGUCUCGAGGACAAGAGCAGUCACGUCAGGAGAAAUGCGAUAAAACUUCUCGGGACUUUGAUCAAAACCCACCCUUUUACUGUGCUACAUGGAGCUCAGCUCUCUCGCAAGGAUUGGCAGGAAAGGCUUGAGAAGGUCGAUGCCCAGCUGGACGCUUUGAAGCCGCCAGCUGGUGAGCCUGGCUUAGGAGAAGACAAAGCUAACGCUACGGCGUUAGUAGAUGAGCCGACUCAGAUAGAAUCACCUCAGAAACCCAGAGAGAUGACCGAUGAGGAAAAGGUGGCGGCAGUUCAGAAAGCUCAGGAAGACGCCGCCACGUCGGAGGCCAUCGAGAAGCUGACUUUGACAAAGCGAUAUUACAUCGAUGCCCUUAAGUUUAUCGAAGUUUUACACGAGGCUACCUCCACUGUUUGUCAGCUUCUCGGAUCCAAGAAUAAGUCCGAAGUUAUCGAAGCAAUGGACUAUCUAGAAAUCGGAAAUGCGUACAACAUUGAAGACAAUAUGGUUGGAAUUCGACGGAUGAUGCGCCUUAUCUGGACGAAGGGCAACAGUGACGAGGGUAAAGGUGUACAGUCUCAUCUCAUCGACUGCUACAGGCGACUAUUUUUCGAAGCACCGGAUAGCUUUAGUCCGAACGAUGCUGCUAUCUAUAUCGCGAGGAAUAUGAUCAGUCUCACGUCAGGUACUACGCCGGCCGAAUUGACUAGUCUAGAGCAACUCAUCGCAACCAUGAUGAAGGGCGGUAUGAUCUCCGACCGAGUAGUAACGAAAUUGUGGGAGGUAUACGGCUUUCACAAGAGAGAAAUAUCUCGAUCUCAGCGAAGAGGUGCUAUCAUCGUAUUAGGCAUGCUUGCUACUGCGUCGCCGGAGAUUGUCGUCGGCGAAAUGGAAACGAUGCUACGAACUGGGCUUGGGUCGCACGGUCGAGCCGACCUCCAAUUAGCCAAGUAUACGUGCAUUGCUCUGCAAAGACUUAACCCUACAGGCCGACAAGCCAAGGAUUCGACAGUCAAGUUCAGUCGCCUUCCAAACGAGCAUGCCGUACUAGCAAGACUAGCAGCAAUUACCGAGGUGCCAAGCGAUAGCAAGGAGUGGUUUGGAGUUGCUGAACAGGCCAUCAACGCAAUCUACACUCUCGCUAAACACCCCGAUACGCUAUGUUCCGAGAUAAUUAGACGCAGGACUAAGGUCGUGUUUUCUGCACAACAGAAAUCGCCUUCUACAUCUCGUCCGGGGUCGAGAGAUCAAGAUUUCACUGUCACUGCUACUGUUGACCAAGGCAUCACCAUGGGCCUCGACGCUCCAACUCAGACCGUCAACCGGCUAACUUCAGAGCCACCGGCCGAACCCAAACAGAAGGCGGCGAUUGCGCUAUCUCAACUUCUUUUCAUAGUUGGCCACGUAGCCAUCAAACAGAUCGUCCAUCUUGAACUCUGCGAGCUCGAUUUCAAGCGACGGAAGCAAGAGAAGGAGAAGGAUUCCGCUGCUAAACCCGCCGCCCCACGGCCAUCCGUAGGCCGAAAGGGCAAGACGCCUGCCCCUGCUGUGGAGGAGGAAGGCGACGAGCUAGACCUGAUCGGUGGCACGACAGAAGAUGAUUUCACGGAGGCUAUGGCGCAUAUACGUGAGCAGGAGCUUUUGUUCGGACCGCAGUCUUUGCUAUCCAGCUUCGGCCCAUUGGUAGCCGAGAUCUGUUCACGCAGCGACAUAUAUAGAGAUAAAGGUUUACAAGCUGCUGCAACGCUCUGUCUGGCGAAGCUUAUGUGCGUCAGUAGCGAGUACUGUGAAGCUCACCUUCCGCUACUCAUCACCAUCAUGGAGCGGUCGCCGGAUGCGACAGUGCGGUCGAACGUAGUCAUCGCGCUCGGCGACAUGGCCGUCUGUUUUAAUCACCUCAUUGAUGAAAACACAGACUUCUUAUACCGACGGCUGGCUGACCGAGACCUAUCUGUCAAGCGCACAUGCUUGAUGACGCUGACAUUCUUAAUUCUUGCGGGACAGGUCAAGGUGAAGGGACAGCUGGGCGAGAUGGCUAAAUGCUUAGAAGACGAAGAUAAGCGAAUCGCCGAUUUGGCUCGUAUGUUCUUCACAGAGUUAAGCACUAAGGAUAACGCGGUGUAUAAUCACUUCGUAGAUAUGUUCAGUCUGUUGUCUGCGGAUCGCCGGAUGGAACCAGAACCAUUCCGACGGAUUGUUAAGUUCUUGUUAGGAUUUGUCGAGAAGGACAAACACGCAAAACAGCUUGCAGAGAAACUGGCUGCUCGUCUUCCGCGCUGCGAAACGGAACGACAGUGGAGCGAUGUUGCGUUCGCACUGGGAUUGCUCCAACAUAAAAAUGAGGAUAUCACGAAGGUGGUUAGCGAAGGUUUCAAGGUGGUACAUGCUUCUGCUUAA
Messenger RNA from Daldinia childiae, 3762 nucleotides. RefSeq names its product Condensin complex subunit 1. The record is from RefSeq and is a predicted model, not a curated record. NCBI's taxonomy places the organism in Eukaryota, Fungi, Ascomycota, Sordariomycetes, Xylariales, Hypoxylaceae. Gene Ontology annotation, molecular function: histone binding. Bases 1 to 3762 code for a protein of 1253 amino acids. Gene Ontology annotation, biological process: mitotic cell cycle; meiotic chromosome condensation; mitotic chromosome condensation. The transcript is spliced from 4 exons. Gene Ontology annotation, cellular component: condensed chromosome, centromeric region; nucleus.